CUAUACUCCCUAGUCAUGCUACUAAUCUGCAAACUGUUAUACUUUCUGUGCACUCUCUUUGUGCCGAUUUCAAUGUGAUAAUAUCGGGAUCAUAUCAUACUCGGUUUCUAUACAUCAGCAGAUAUUAUAUGACUCGUGUGUGCGCUACUUCUUUUCGACAAGAUCAGAUCGACCUAAUAAACCUUAUCGCGUAAUUUUCCACAUAUCCUACACAAAAAGGAGUCUACUCCCAUCUCCCUAGUUUGUUCCAGAUCGAAUUCACGAUGGUGUCGGCUAGAACUUCAUCUGCCAUUUUCAUUCUAUUAUGUAGUGUGGUGCACAGUGCAAUGGCUUAUGAAGUCUAUUACGGUUCUUGGUAUCUCUAUGUCUGGAUCCCUCUGCUAAUUAUUGCGAUUAUCCGGUGCUGCUGCUAUUUGAACCGGAAGCGAGAACCGGAACAACGAAUUGUCUACGUAGAUGGCGUCCCAGCGGAUCAAACUCAGACGACAAUCAACACUACGCAAGUUACUGCAGGAAUUAGCGUAGUGAUUCCACCGGAACAGGCACCACCCUAUGGGCAGCAUCAAGGACCUGUCAUCAAUUCGGCUUACACUCCGGGUCCUGGUGAUGCGUAUCCACCACAGAAACAUGAAGCGGCGAUGUACCCACCAGCCUCUGGGGCAAAUGCCGCCUACCCUCCUCCUCCUCCAGGGUACAGCGAGGCCGUCAAACUUCCCAACUACCAGUCAAGUUAGAAGUCAUUCAACAAAAAUAUUGUUUUGAAUUGAUAUCCCAGUACUAACGAAGCAGUCUUUAACCGGAAAGAUGUAAUGAUCUUCGGGAACCUUGGAAUUAUCUGUUUAAGUAACCCCCAAAUAUAUUUUCAAAAAAAAAAAUAAAAAUCGGCCGUAUUCUACUAGCUCCUCCUUCAAACGGCUAAUCCAAGCUUGGCCAGGUAGGUGUUUCAAAAAGCCUUUCGUUAGUUACGACUGACUUUACGAACGGCUGGUGAUAAAAAUAAUGAUAUACAUCAAAUUUUCAUUGAAGUUGAUCUAGCGCCAAGGAAGGAUCACCAAUCGUUUGCAAAGUCGCUUGUAACUUUUGUGGAUAUUAUAGAAGCUGCUUUAUGAAACACCUGGCAGGAAUGAGGCCCUAUUUCCACCCCAAAUUCCUGUAACAAGUUAACAAUACCAACAAAGGCAAGGAAUCGUUCGAAUCGCACCACCACCCCAUCUACGUCAGGGGUUGGGACCCACUUACUUCAUUUUUUAAAACUUAGUUUUCUUGUCUAUUUGUACAGUUUGUACAGUAUUUCUUCUACGAUGGGGCCCUCCUAGCUAUUCGCCACUCCAUGCCUUUUUAUACAUUUUAUCCCACUAUUUAUUGGGAAUGAUUCUGAGCUUGCACAAAUGUCUCAAUAUACACCACCAUAUAAAGUUUAAUUGGAACAAGAAUAAAUUUAAAUAGCGCCCGCUUUGUCAGGCCACUUGAUCUCCCCGAUUGACUAUAAUUAUCGCUUCCCCCAAGAAAGGGAAUUGCCGGGAGCCCUGGACUGUUAAUAAAGUAAAAAUGCCCGCUCUUUGAGGCGUAUACAUUAAUUCCAAUAUAAUUCCAACACAAUACACUCACCGGGUUUAACUUAAAAUCUUUUCUCGAACUCAUAUCGGUAUACGAUGUACUUCUUUUAGCAAAAAUUGUAAGGCAAUGUAUGUGUACGUUUUAAAAUUUGAAAGAUGUGUAUACAUUAACAGGCGAAACCUAGCCAACGGUCUUUUCGAAUGAAUGCGGGAAAAUUAUGAAGCAAUUUAAUAUCGAAAACUGAAAACAUACGAUCAAAAUUUUGAAAUAUUGAAAUGUCAAACAUUCUCAUUCUUACAUAAAUUGUGAUAUUCUAUUGAGAUAUUAGCAAGGAGCUGAUAUUAGGCAGGGGCCGCGGAAACCGUGUACAAAAAACGUAAAAAUGACCAUAUGAUUGCAAUUUUUGGCAUGGUCAGCCCCCCCCCCCUUAGAAUACCGAACCGCGGCCCGUGUUGGGUACGUACGGCGGUUAGGGUGCCGUGCCUUAACGUCUGAAAACAUAUUCUUUCUAUAUUGUAUCAUGAUAAUUCAUUCAUUCCAGUAACAUUUUGACAAAGAAUACUUUAUUG
Molecule: messenger RNA, 2126 nt
Organism: Lytechinus variegatus (green sea urchin)
Lineage: Eukaryota; Metazoa; Echinodermata; Echinoidea; Temnopleuroida; Toxopneustidae
Exons: 3
Coding region: 264-734 (156 amino acids)
Source: RefSeq, a predicted model, not a curated record